Molecule: messenger RNA, 3391 nt
Organism: Colossoma macropomum (tambaqui)
Lineage: Eukaryota; Metazoa; Chordata; Actinopteri; Characiformes; Serrasalmidae
Gene: tsku
Product: tsukushi small leucine rich proteoglycan homolog (Xenopus laevis)
Exons: 2
Coding region: 775-1821 (348 amino acids)
Cellular component (GO): extracellular matrix
Molecular function (GO): protein binding
Source: RefSeq, a predicted model, not a curated record
UAAAAGUUUUAAAAAGUGCCUAUUAAGAAGGACUCAGACAUUUCUGGCUGUAGCCACUAAUCUCCAUAGGAGGGAGGAACACGCAUUAAGGCUUAGGCAAAAGUUUAUUUGGAGAACACUUAGACAUCCGUUUGCUCUCUCUCUCCUGUGGCAAUAGAGUGAAGUCACUGAAACAACAAGCCAAGCGGUGAUAGCAACUGCCACCAACACCCUUUUCCAUGGGUUCAGUCAGCGAGGACAGGAAAACAGAGAAAUAACUGUUUUGAAAAAGUUCUGAUUUGUGCGUGAGAGCCUUCACCUUUAUCCACAGUUUAUACAUGAUCGAGCUUUUGAGGGAAAUAAACAAUGUGUGAUAAAAUCCAUGGUCAACUGUCAUCGCAGUGCACUCAAGUGUUUUAUUGUACCUGUAGUGUUAUACAACCAGGUUACAUAAGGGCAAACCUUUAGCCAAAGACCGUGGUGUAUUAGCUUAAGUGAUAGCUAUCCAUUAAAGUGGAGUGUUACCCUCCAACAUGCAAGCUUGCACCUUUCCACUAAUUUGUAAUCAGCUUUAUGCUAGCUCAUGCUGACAUAUCUUUUGGCCCACUGUUUGGGAGUCAUAGAUCACCUCUGUCCAGUAUCAGUGUGUGUACAGUAGUGUUUACACUAUGACACAGUCAGGCAAUUAGGUUUAAGUUCAGGUCAUGUGCCUAAACAAAAAGCCCAUUUGCUGGCAUAACUCUCAGAACUCAGUGCAGUACACCUUCUGUUCAGAGAGCAUCUCAAGAGAGCACCAUGGUGGCCUUACUGUGUCUCACCCUGCCCUCCUUGCUAGCUCUGGUGACUGCAGGAGAGGUAAAGAAUUGCCACCCACAGUGCCGGUGUGAGAUAGAGAGCUAUGGUCUGUUUGACAGCUUCAGCCUGACCAAGGUGGACUGUAGUGGAGUUGGUCCAGGCACUGCUCCUGUCCCUAUUCCUCUGGACACAUCCCACCUGGACCUGUCUCACAACUCCAUCGGCUCCAUCACAGACUCCAUGCUGUCUGGACCAGGCUACACCACUCUAGUCAGCCUGGACCUUAGCAACAACCUCAUCACCAGGGUCAGUCCUAAGGCUUUCUCCAAACUCCGCUACCUAGAGACUCUAGACCUAAGUCAGAAUGCACUGGAGAGCCUUGGAGAUGGCUGUUUCUCUGGGCUUCCACUGGCUGAUGUGGACCUCAGUGACAACAUGUUCCAGGACUUUAAACUGGAUCUCUUCACUACCAAGGGCCAGGAGACCCCCAUUAGUUUGGACCUUUCUAAUAACCAUCUCACUACAGUCUCCAGGAAUCCACAAGGUCAUGCUCCAUAUAUUAAGAGCCUGAUGCUAGCAGGAAACAGGCUGCGGACGGUGCCCAAACUUGCAGGAAUUCCCUUGCAGUAUCUGAACCUGGACGGAAAUCUCUUCACCACCAUUGAGGAGGGCGCCUUUGAGGAAAUGAAAGAUCUCAUCUAUUUGUCUCUCAGCGGCCUGCUUGAGCUGUCAACAAUACAGCCCAGCAGCUUUAGAGGCCUGAGAAACCUGCAGGUUCUGGACCUAUCAAACAACCAGCAACUCAAGGGUGUGAGCCCAGAUGUGUUCAAUGGACUGACCUCUUUACAGGAGCUCAAUUUGUCCAAGUCAGUAGUCACUCCAUUGCCUGCGACCAUCUUCAACCUCAUGCCAAGUAUAAAAAGUGUAACUCUGGGGCCAAAUAUGCAUUGCUGGAAGACACACAAGCAAGGUCAGUUUCACAGACAGAUUGGACAGGCGAAAGCAAAUGAUAUAUUAACCUGUGAUGUCGCUGGCAUCGUUUCAUGAAAUCAGUAACUGUUUUUUCUUUUUUUCAUUUUUGUGUGCCUUAUUUCUCUGAGGCCAAGGUCUUCCAUUAUUUCUAGUGAAGUUGACCUUUUCACUUGUUCACCAUUAAGAUAACAUUGUUUUUGCACUUGAAGCAAACCAAGGUUCACGAAUUUACAGACUUUUACCAUAUUAUGAUGUAUAAUACUAGGAGUCCCUUUGGGGCUCCCAUGCACUUUAAGUAGCACACCCUUUUCCACUAAAAAUAGAAGUGCCAAAAAAAAGGAUUUUACACCAAUGCCAUAGAAGGACCACUUUCGGUUCCCUAAAGCAGUGGUUGUGAACCUAGUCCCUGGGAACCCUCAGAUGGUCCAUAUUUUUGCUCUGUGUCUACAUGUUGGGAGUUGGGAUUGAGCAAAAAUAUGGACCACCUUGGGGGGCCCCUUAAGACCAGUUUGACAACCACUACCCUAAAGAACCUUUCAGUGGAUGGUUCUUUAAUAAAUCAAUGUAAUUGAAAUAUGCAAAUGUGAAAAACCUUUUUAAAGUUAAAUGAGCCUCCACGAAACGUAAAGGUCCUAUACCAGUUUAACCAUGUCCAAAAGAAGAACCAUGUAGGAACCUUUAAGUUUGAGAGUGCAUUACAUUCCUUUUCGUGCUGAUCCUUACUUUUGUAAAAAAAAAUUUGUACUAUUUUUUAUGGGAUUGGGGAUUCUACAUUCCUUGUAGCACAGUCUCUGGGGAUGUGCCCCAGGCCACGCAAAAACCACUUUAAACUUUGAAACCAAAGUUUUGAAUGAAUGUUAAGUGCCUUAAUGUAACACCAUGCGUGUAUUUCUGCAGAGUAUCCUGCCCUGGAAGGGACUGUUUCAGAUAAGGCAUAGGAUAGAUGGUACAGAUGGACUAUUUUUGUUUACACAGGCAGUUAAUGAUACUGAAAGACUGGAAGUAAAGCACUGUUGGGGUCAGUUCUAUCUUCAGUUCAUUUAACCUGAUUUCCCUUCAGCCAGAUAAGUUAACAUUCACUGAUAUAUUUUAAGCAGAUUUAUAGAAAUAAGUCAAUAAAGUCAUUUAAAGUAAUUCUGAUUUUGAUAAAUUGUACUUCUUUCUGGACUGAUGCAACUGAUCUCACCCUGAAGCUUUUACUUUAUGUCUCACAUCCUCACGUUUCUCAUUCCUAUAGCAGGUCAUGUGAAGCUAUAAAUUGUAACAUUGUUUUAUAAAAAUUGAUGCCUUUAUUGUCGUUUUAAUUCAUGUUAUGGAUGUUACAAAGUAUGCAUGCAUUGGGAAAGACAGAUUUUGAACCAUACUUUUAAUAUAAUAUCUUAUGCCAAUGGCAUUUAGUCAAACGUUUAAUCAAAUGUUACUAAAUGUUUAAAAUUGAAAUCCAGCAAAAUUUGAUUAUUGCUCAUUUGACAUCCAUAUGUUACAGAAUUAGCCAUGCACUCGCUGCGUUUUGCACUUUUUGGUCAUGAAGUGAGUUGAGAUUGUUUCUAAAUGGAUUUUGCAAUUGUCUAUUGUGUAUAGAAUUGUAUAUGUUUGUAUAAAACAAUAUGCAUUUAAUAAAUACUAUAAAUUAAACCAUUCCUUA